Molecule: messenger RNA, 1259 nt
Organism: Drosophila willistoni
Lineage: Eukaryota; Metazoa; Arthropoda; Insecta; Diptera; Drosophilidae
Product: transcription factor Ouib
Exons: 5
Coding region: 57-1097 (346 amino acids)
Biological process (GO): regulation of transcription by RNA polymerase II
Cellular component (GO): nucleus
Molecular function (GO): DNA-binding transcription factor activity, RNA polymerase II-specific; RNA polymerase II cis-regulatory region sequence-specific DNA binding; zinc ion binding
Source: RefSeq, a predicted model, not a curated record
CAACACUGAAAUCACAAAUAAACAUAAACAUUUCAAACAAAAACAUUUUUUGGAUAAUGGCUGAAUUAGCAUUGGACAUGUCGAAUAUAUGCAGAAUAUGCUUGGAAGCCAGCGAUGCCUAUAUGAUUUCUAUAUACGACUCCAAUGAAGAUACAAGUCAAGGAGAAGCCAUUUCUAUUUGUGAAAAAAUUGAACACUUUAGUGGUAUAAAAAUAAAUCGAACUCUAGAGUUACCUAGCCGCAUAUGCAUUAAAUGUAAAGCAUUCCUAAGUUUGGCGCAUAAGUUUUGGCAAAUAUGUCAGCGUUCUAAUGAAUUUCUAAAAGAAUAUGUUUACAAAGAUCAGAAACAGAGUGACCAGCAAUAUCAGGAUCAGUUUGAUCAGCAACAUGAGGAGCAGCCUGUUGCGGAACAGCAAGAUCAGCCUGUUGGGGAACAGCAGGAAUCCAAUGAGCACCAUCAGACUACUUAUGAAGAACUCGAAGUGGAAGUGUUGGAUGACGUUAUCUGGGCAGACGAUAAUGCCAUUGACGCUUCACCGAAGGCAUCAAUGAUUGUGCUCAAUAGGGAAAAUGAAUCAACAAUGCCAACACCAACACCAGAUGCAGGAAAACUACAUAUUUGUGAGCUUUGUGGGAACAGCUAUCCAAGAAAAAGCACCUUGGAUACACAUAUGAGACGUCAUCGAAAUGAGAGGCCUUAUAAGUGCGACGUUUGUCCUAAAGCAUUUCAUGUGAACUACCAAUUAACCCGACACAUCCGUCAGCAUACUGGCGCUCGCCCAUACAGCUGUGAAUAUUGUGAAAGGAAAUUUACCGAUCGAUCUUCCCAGGUGAAGCACGAAAGAACCCAUCGCAAUGAGCGUCCUUAUACAUGUGCAACAUGUGACAAAUCCUUUACCUAUGCCAGCGUUCUCAAAGCCCAUUAUAAAACACAUACAGGAGAAAAACCGCAUAUUUGCCAGAUUUGCCGUAAGAGUUUCGCACGUACACAUAAUCUGGUGGCUCAUUUGCAGACGCAACAACACGUGAAUGAUCCUAGAACUGCUGCCUAUUUACGGUCUCUCAAAUCAGGAUCUUCUUCUGUAAUUAAUACUUGAUGAAGUAAUCCAAAGGGUAUCAGCAGCUAGAUAUCUUUUUACUCAAGUAUUGCCAUACUUAAGUCUUAUACAAUUUGUUUGGGUUUUAUUGCAAUUUUACAUAAAUACAUCAAUAUUGAGCGUUGUAUUAAGGGGACAAAAAAUUUAUGUGAAUUAUGAAAA